AUGACGUCGCUCUUUGCGGGUGAUCCACCCGCUGGCAGCGCAGCAUGGAUGCCGCUAUUGCUUGAGCACGGGCUGGACCAGCUCCCCCUGCCCGGCCACGGAGGCACGCGUGAGCGAUGGCGCGCGCUGGCGACGGUGGGCGCGUUUGACCUGUCACUCACCAAACUCUAUGAGGGCCACACCGAUGCGCUGGCCAUCAUGGCUGAACUCCAGUCGCAGUCACAAGAAACUCGCGCAGGCGUGUGGUGUGUGUGGGCCGCAGAGGCACCCGGUGGCCGCGUGAUUGCACAACCCGGUGAUGACGGCAGUGUCACGCUCAGCGGCAGCAAGUUCUGGUGCUCGGGCGCGACCUGUGCAGACCACGCACUGCUCACCGCCUGGGGGGAAAACGGCAGCGGCCCACACCUGGUUGCGGUAGACCUGCACCAGAGUGGCAUCACGGUGGAUGCCAGCCACUGGAAGGCCGUGGGCAUGGCGGGAAGCCUGAGCGUCAAUGUGAGCUUUGAAAAUGCACAGGCAAAGCGCAUAGGCAGCGACAAGGACUACCUGACCCGGCCAGGCUUCUGGCAGGGCGGCGCCGGCAUUGCCGCCUGCUGGUAUGGCGGGGCUGUAGGUCUUGCGACGGCACUGCGGCAGUCCAUGCUUAAAAGCAUUUCCAACCAUGCGUCCAGAGAAAUUGCCAUGGGAAAGGUGGAACUUGCGCUCGCUGAAACCGCCUCCCUUUUGAGGCAUGCCGCGUGGUGGAUAGAUACCCACCCGACAGCAGAUGCCAGCAAGGUCGCGCUGGCCGCAAGGCUGUCCGCUGAGCGGUGUGCAAAAACUGUGCUCGACGAGGUGGGGCGUGCCAUGGGUGCCACGCCCUUCUGCCUGGAUGAAAAAUUCGCACGGGCAGCAGCCGACCUCCCCGUGUUCAUACGCCAGAGCCACGGUGACCGGGAUUUCGCUGCCCUUGGCGAACGGUCCCUGAAGCAGGGGGCCAGCGCAUGGCAGAUCUGA
Ostertagia ostertagi is the source of this 996-nucleotide messenger RNA. The record is from the annotation of a GenBank genome assembly. NCBI's taxonomy places the organism in Eukaryota, Metazoa, Nematoda, Chromadorea, Rhabditida, Trichostrongylidae.